This is a messenger RNA of Danaus plexippus (monarch butterfly), 664 nucleotides long. Its product is annotated as translation machinery-associated protein 16 homolog. The record is from RefSeq and is a predicted model, not a curated record. The transcript has a single exon. The coding region runs from base 115 to 600 and encodes 161 amino acids. Lineage: Eukaryota; Metazoa; Arthropoda; Insecta; Lepidoptera; Nymphalidae. Gene Ontology annotation, cellular component: nucleus.
CUGUCAAACUGACAGAAUUUUAUUAAAAAGCAGAAUUGACCUUACUUGUUACUUAACACGUGGUUUUACUUAAUAUAAUAAUUCAGACAAGGAAUACUUGUUUAAUUACGUAAAAUGCCGAAAAUAAAGAAUAUUGAGAAACUUAAACAUCCAAAUAGCAGAAAAACUAUUUCAUUGGUUAAAAAUAUGGUAAAAACAGAGAAAAAGAACAACAAUAAACUUGGAACGCAUAUUAAAAAUAAUUUAAUUGGUGAAAAAAUACUUUGGUUCAAAGAAAGAAUACCGGAAGGCUGUGUAAUUCUAGAUAAAGAACAGACGUUACAGUUAAUUGAAAAAUAUUUAGGUCGCUUUGAUGAUGAGUUAGAGCAAAUAUCAUUGAAAAAUUCCAUUGGUCAACGAAAGAACAGACAACAUGCGAGUAGAGAGGAUAUUAUAAAUAUAACUAAGAAACGUGAAGUGGAAGAAUUCGAAACCUGUGGCCUGGAAAUGCCAGACCUUAUGGAUGCUCAACAAAUGGAAGUAUUAAUGAACUGGAAUGGCGAACUUCGGUUUUUACAGAACUUCAAAUUAAAACGAAUUGCUAGAAAACAUUUAAUUUAAUAUUGAAGUUUACGUUCUUAUAUAAUUUUCCAUUUUUGUUAAGAUAUAAAAAAUAAAUAUCCUU